AUGGGCAAGAGUACUGCUUCACUUGUUCUGAGCUGUGGAGGUACAGGAGGAAUUACUGAAUCCAGGAAGAGUCGAUAUCCUCUCUGGCCAGAGUGGAAUGAAGCGGAUGUGAAUGCUGAGAAAUGGGACUUAUCCAAAACAGUUAAAGAAAAGGACAAAGCUGGUAAAAGUCCAAGUCUGCAAUUGUUUGAGGACCCAGAAGGGAAGAUUGAACUGCCACCGACUCUUAAAAUUCACUCAUGGAAGCGUCCUUAUGAAUUUAUCCUAGAGAAGCUACCUGUUAUUGUUGAGAGAGAAUCCUCAUUCGACCUAAUGACUGCUAAUGAACAUAUUUUGGAGAGUGAGAUGAUGCGAUGGAUUAUCAGUGAAAUCAUUAUGCUGUGGCACACCUGCCAGGACUCUAAAUUAAAUGAUAAGGUCUUGCUGGAGGCAAGGGGAUCUCCCUGGAAACCUUGGGAGCACAUAUAUGCCCUUUGUAAGGUUUCAAAGGGACACGUACCUCUUUACAACAGUUAUGGAAAGUAUGUUGUGAAGCUGUACUGGAUGGGGUGCUGGCGCAAGAUCACAGUGGAUGAUACAAUGCCCUUCGACAAAAAUGAUAAAUUGUUGCUUCCAUCUUCAACCUGUCUGGGCGAACUUUGGCCAAUGUUGCUGUCAAAAGCUCUCAUAAAGCUUGCAAGCAUUGAGUAUGUUAAAGCCAUUUCUUUAAGGACACACAACACAUCCAGCUAUCCCGCUGGUAGCCACCAGUUAUCACAGAUGUCCAGCUUAAUGAUAAAUGCAGACCAUCUUGCCGAUUUUAAUGAACCGUUAGAAUACAGAGUCAACUGUACGGAAAAAUGGAUCGAUUAUGAAGACUUCUUCAAGUGUUUCCAGAAAUUGAUUAUUUUCCAUAAUCCAAAUAAAUACACGUAUUCGUUGCAAAAGUCAUGCUUGAAGCCCACAGAUGAUCGAGGACCAUACUAUCUACAUGUAGACCACGUCAAGCGUAUAGAAAUGUUGGUUACUUUCUCUGCGCUGGUGCGUUGGGGUGAUAUCAGCUGUGAGAAAAACCUUAACAAAGGAAAUAAUGACAAAGAAAACAUGAAGGAAUUCUCAGGCAUUUCGUCAGGCAUCCUCAUUGCUGAGUCAUAUUCUUGGAAGAGUCUUGCUUCAAGCCCUCCAAUUCUAUACAUCAGAACUGUGGCUACAAAAUCAACUAUCUUAGAGCUACCUUGUGGGCGCCAUGUGAUCCGAUUUAUUGCCACUUCUCCUCUUGGACACAAUAUUAACAUAAGUAGUACAGUACCAUUUAUCUUUGGUGAUGAAGAUACAGUUUUAGCAAAUCUUAACAAGGACAGCCUGCGAUUUACGCAGCAUGCUACCCGUAUCAUUAAAGCAAUCGGCAAUGCGAUACACGGCUUCAAUGAUGCGCAAGAACAUCGUAAAACUUCACUGGAACUUCAACGUUGUCAUUUUCCAUUCCCAUUUGAAGAUGCCAUACUGGCUGAGGAACAAACCAAGGUCUUCAACAAAGCCGUUUACGCCACUUUAGCACACGCCCUUGAUGCUUGCCCCAGUCCCGAAGACUAUUUUGCCCUUAAAACACUCUUAGUUGAUAGCUCUCCCAAGCAGCUUAGGAUCGAAGACAGAACUUGCAUAAGUUCUGUUUCUGAAAUGCCUGAGUCAUGGAAAGAGAGGACCCCAACUAAGGAGGAAGCCACAGCUGCCAGCAGAAUACAGACUUGGUGGAGAGGUGUCAUGUUUGGUGAACUCAGAUAUGCAAGUACGAUAGGGUCAAAGCAGCACAAUUAUGUCAACGCUAUCCUGCAGGAAAUUUGGCAUUUGCUGGACUCAGACAUAGAGCAACAUGCCUCAUACUUACUUAGGUACAUGUUUGAUUUAAGUCCAAAACUGGCAAAAUUGUAUCCAUUUUAUGAAGAUGACUGGUGUAAGACUGUAUAUGCAGAUUACACAACCACAUACAGUGAUCAGCCUCCCAAUUUCUGGUUUGUGGUUUUCAGAGAGGUGUUUAAUGUCCCUAAAGACAUGCUGAUUGUGCCAAAGGUUUACUCUGCACUACCCACUUGUGUUCUGCAUGUGGUCAAUAAUGAUACAGGAGAAGAAAUACCCAGGGUUUUUCAAAAGGUAGCUCCUCAUACAUACAAUAAAAAUAAGAAUGGCUAUACAUUCACAGCUGAAGCCCAAACUGGGAGCUUCCCAGUUCCCAGUGGUAAAUGCAGAUUACGUUUGAUUGGCUCCAGGUAUCCUCUUCCUGUUCUGGCAAAUGAAACUGUCAACAGCAGCUUUUCAAUGAAGGAGAUUAAGUCCUACUACAUUCCAAAUGACAAAAACAUCAUCUUCAGCUUCCAGGUCAAUGUGUAUAUAACUCAUCAAGCUACACUCCAUGUACAAACCUCCAAGCCAGAUGUAUACAUUGAGCUACAAAUCCUAGAUAGGAAUGAAGAGGUAGCCAAAGCAACUGGAAAAGGCCAUACUAUAAUUCCUUCAUUCCUGUUUGCCUCAAAUACAGGACGUUCUACUAAUCAUGUACCUUCACGUAAACCUUCUGAAGUUCCUAAUACUUUGGGAGCGUCCAAAAAAUUGGGAAGCACUUCAAGUAACAAGACUGGAAGGAGUUCUGCUAAGUUAGCAAGUGAACAAAAAUCACCUGUUUUAUUAGAUGAGAACACACUUCACAUGGAGGUGGAACAAUCAUUGGCAAAAGUGGUUCACAAAUACACUAUUAAAGCAUCAGUUCUUUACAAAACCUGGCCACUAACUGAAAGUGAAUUAACUUUUGCUGAAUCGCAGAAGGAUAUGGACAUCGAAAUUGCAGAGCGGACUAUUGAUCCUGCUUUUCCUGAGACUGAAGAAUCAAAGCCCCCAACAGCCAAACAUAGCAGAAAAGGAAAGGACAAGGGAUCUGAUAAGGACAAAGGAGGAAAAGAGAAAAAUGCACCAACGAAGCCAGAGAUUUCGGUGCAGCAAAUUGAUUUAACAAAGCCUCACUUUACACUUCAUUAUGUCACUGAGUCUAGUGAAAGUGACUGUUUUGAGAUCAAGAAAGAUACUGAACGACAAGAUGAAAUUCGUGCUAUGAAACGAGCUUGGGAAGCUGCAGAACCUGGAAGGGCUUUCAAAGCCUUACAACUCCGACUGCAUGUCAUGACUCACAAAUCAAUAGAUAAUACAUUGCUAAGUACUGCUGGGACAGAAGGCGAAAAUGUCAGUGAGGUUCCUUCUGAAGGCGAUACCAAUGAUGCAGCAACGCAGGAGGUGCUACCCACAGAUCAGUCUCAGAUUUUAGAAGAAAGUCAGUUCACAGAUGGUGGCAAAACUUCACAAGAUCGUUUGAUUGAAGAUCUGAAGUGGACACGUCAUGUAAGGACUACACGACGUGUACCAGUUCUCGUAGAUGAAUACAUUCUUGAAGAGCAGGGCAAUCGCAAGGCAGAAGAAAUUCGCAAGUUCCGCCAAAGGCGAGAGGUGAUCCUGGAACAGCGAAAGAAAGAAAGGCAGGCUCGCCGUCAGCUGAAGGCACAGCAACUGCAAAUGUAUGAGGCUAUGCAGGAAGCCUUAGAUGAAGCUCGGAACAACAUCUACGAACUCAGAGAGUCAUACAGAAAUAAACUUAUCGAGGAAGAAUUGAAGCAAAGAGAAAUUGCAGCAAUGGAAGCAGCUCUCCGGGCAGAGCAGGAGAGAAAGGUCAUGAGUUCCACGAAUAAAAUACCUAAGAGCUCAGGAAGGAGAAAGUAAAACUGCAA
Rhincodon typus (whale shark) is the source of this 3746-nucleotide messenger RNA. It is a transcript of the gene adgb, whose product is annotated as androglobin. Gene Ontology annotation, biological process: proteolysis. The transcript is spliced from 27 exons. Bases 1 to 3738 code for a protein of 1245 amino acids. Lineage: Eukaryota; Metazoa; Chordata; Chondrichthyes; Orectolobiformes; Rhincodontidae. The record is from RefSeq and is a predicted model, not a curated record. Gene Ontology annotation, molecular function: calcium-dependent cysteine-type endopeptidase activity.